This is a messenger RNA of Rhineura floridana, 1710 nucleotides long. RefSeq names its product Jupiter microtubule associated homolog 1 (gene JPT1). The transcript has 7 exons. Gene Ontology annotation, cellular component: nucleus. The coding region runs from base 92 to 835 and encodes 247 amino acids. Lineage: Eukaryota; Metazoa; Chordata; Lepidosauria; Squamata; Rhineuridae. The record is from RefSeq and is a predicted model, not a curated record.
GUCCUCACUCUCAGCGGCUGAAAGGAGGAAGGAGGGGUGUUAUAUCGGAAUCUACGCACUACGUGUCUGCUCCCCCCGGCCGCUUUUUGUAAUGUGGGGAGACACGCGGUGGCCUGUUGUUACUCGGCGGCAUCUGCGUGGAGGUUCACAUCCACGCCGCCCAGAUGCGUCUCCGGCGAGCGAGAGCGGCCGUCGCCUUCUCUUUUAUGUCUAUCAAGACGGGUCAAGCCAGUCCUAUGAUUGGGAAUCCAGAGGCUCCAAGCUCUGCUGGUGGCAGCUCUGUGGCAACCAAAACACCUUCCAUUCAUGUAUGGAGAAGGGGGACAUAAAAAGCCUGGCAGUGUUGUCCUGGGGUGAGGAACCUUCUUCAGCCCAAGGGUUGCAUUCCCUCCAGGCAAUCUUCUGGCAGGUGAGCAGCAGGGUCCUUCGUCCACCUGGUGGUGGUUCCAAUUUCAACUUGGGAUUUGAUUUGCCCAAAGAGCAGCAAGGAACAAGAAAGAACAAGAUGGCAUCCAGUAUCUUUGGGACUCCAGAAGAGAAUCCACCCUCCUGGGCUAGGUCAACAGCACCUAAGUCCAAUGAUGUCAAUGAAAGUUCUGAAGUACCUGAGUCACGAAGGAAAAACUCUUCUGAUGCCAACUCUGGUGACUGUGUAGACCCAAAGGGCGGAGAAGCUGAAGCUCCUGAAAACACAGAAGUUGAAAUUGAAACUGCCUCGGGCCUGAGUGAAGAAAAGCCCCUGCCGGCUGCACCUGUCCCUAGUCCAGUAACCCCAGCACCUGCACCAUCUAGGAGAAAUCCACCUGGUGGAAAGUCCAGCUUAGUCCUUGGUUAAACUUGAUCCUCUCUUGCUCCUUCUAACUACUUGGAACUCAUGUCUCUCAUCUUUGUUUUCCCUCCAUGCUUGUGAACUGCACAACUUGAGCCUGACUGUACAUCUCAAACUGUCAUUAAAGAAGCACUUUAUGUACUUCAUCUUUUUUAAAGGAAGUUUUUUUCAACUUCUGUCUUGUCUCCCUUGGGUCUACUGGAAGUGGAAUGUGUAAUUUCUUUUCCUAGUGGUAGACGUAGAGCAGUGGCAUUCCUCUGCAGCCCAUGGCUGAUGGAAAGGUUACUAAGGUAUAUAGUAGUGUAUCAUAAACUAGGCUGGUUGGUUCUGAGUGUGCUAGGUGGCAUUUUGUCAUGAAAUUUGUAGAAACCCCUUAGUGGGCUUAGAAGGGUUGAAAGUCCAGAGUUGCACAGAUCAGAAGACAGUUGACAAAUGUACUCCCUCUCACUUUCCUACCCAUUGCUGCAAAACAUACCAGUUGGUUAUCCAAGGAAUCAUGCAAUAACUGGUAAAUAUCUGAAGCCCUGUUGCGUGUUACAGAACAAUAACAGCCGUGGUGCUAGUGAUUACCAUGCUGCCUUUAACAAGAAGAAACUUGGUUCAGGCAUGACAAGAUGGGACCAGUGCCAAAUAACAGGGCUAGUGAUGUGAGAUGCUGUUCUGUUGCCCCAGUAUCAGGCCCAACCUUAAGUGAAGGUGGAACGGAUCUUAACAAAAGUAAGUAUUGGGUAGAGGAAGCUUCUCUUUAAGAGUCCAAGCGACUCUAGUGCUAUGCAUGAUCAUGCUGGUGCUUGACCAUGAGGUGAGAAUCUCAUCCUUCUAAAUGUGUGUUGUAUCUUGAUAAAGCUGGAUUGUUGCUUAAAUAAAUAAUAUAGAAAUUU